AUGGCGCGUCCGGUCCGGGGAGCGCUCGGGGCCCCGCGCCGCUUGCCUUGUCCUCUCCUGCUGGGGUUGCUGCUGCUGCUUCGGCUGGAGCCGGCAACGGCCGAGGCCGGCCCGCGAGCGCCCUGCGCCGCCGCCUGCACUUGCGCUGGGGACUCGCUGGACUGCGGCGGGCGCGGGCUGGCGGCGCUGCCUGGGGACCUGCCUGCCUGGACGCGGAGCCUAAACCUGAGCUACAAUAAACUUUCUGAGAUUGACCCUGCUGGUUUUGAGGAUUUGCCGAAUCUACAGGAAGUGUACCUCAGUAACAACGAGUUGACAGCGAUUCCGUCCCUGGGUGCUGCUUCAUCUCACAUCGUCUCUCUCUCUCUGCAACACAAUAAGAUUCGCAGCGUGGAGGGGAGUCAGCUGAAGGCUUACCUGUCCUUGGAAGUGCUGGAUCUGAGCUGGAACAACGUCACGGAGAUCCGGAGAGCCUGCUUUCCGCACGGGCUGCCCAUAAAGGAGCUCAACCUGGCAGGCAACCGGAUCGGCACCUUGGAGUCGGGAGCAUUUGAUGGUCUGUCACAGUCGUUGCUAACGCUCCGCCUGAGCAAAAACAGGAUCACGCAGCUUCCUGUGAAAGCAUUCAAGUUACCUAGGUUGACACAACUGGACCUCAAUCGGAAUCGGAUUCGGCUGAUCGAGGGCCUGACGUUCCAGGGACUCGACAGUUUGGAGGUGCUGAAGCUUCAGCGAAACAACAUUAGCAAGCUGACGGACGGGGCCUUCUGGGGGCUCUCCAGGAUGCACGUGCUGCAUCUGGAGUACAACAGCCUGGUGGAAGUGAACAGCGGCUCGCUCUACGGCCUCACGGCGCUGCACCAGCUCCACCUCAGCAACAACUCCAUCUCCCGUAUCAGCCGUGACGGCUGGAGCUUCUGCCAGAAGCUGCAUGAGUUGAUUCUGUCCUUCAACAAUCUCACCCGGCUGGACGAGGAGAGCCUGGCCGACCUGAGCAGCUUGAGCGUCCUGCGCCUCAGCCACAAUUCCAUCAGCCACAUCGCAGAAGGCGCCUUUAGGGGACUCAGAAACCUGCGUGUCUUGGAUCUGGACUACAAUGAGAUUUCGGGCACAAUAGAAGACACCAGUGGCGCUUUUUCGGGGCUUGACAACCUCAGCAAGCUGACUCUAUUUGGAAACAAGAUCAAGUCUGUGGCUAAGAGAGCGUUCUCAGGGCUGGAAGGCCUGGAGCACCUGAACCUUGGAGAGAAUGCUAUCAGAUCGAUCCAGUUCGAUGCCUUUGUGAAGAUGAAGAAUCUCAAAGAGCUCCGUAUCAGCAGUGACAGCUUCCUGUGCGACUGCCAGCUGAAGUGGCUGCCCCCGUGGUUACUGGGCAGGAUGCUGCAGGCCUUCGUGACAGCCACCUGUGCCCACCCAGAGUCACUCAAGGGCCAGAGCAUCUUCUCUGUGCCACCAGAGAGUUUCGUGUGUGACGAUUUACCAAAGCCACAGAUCAUCACCCAGCCAGAGACAACCAUGGCCGUGGUGGGCAAGGACAUCCGGUUCACGUGUUCAGCCGCCAGCAGCAGCAGCUCCCCUAUGACUUUUGCCUGGAAGAAGGACAACGAGGCGCUAGCCAAUGCCGACAUGGAGAACUCAGCCCACGUCCGUGCACGGGAUGGGGCGGUGAUGGAGUACACCACCGUUCUGCACCUGCGCCGUGUCACUUUCGGGCACGAGGGCCGCUACCAGUGUGUCAUCACCAACCACUUCGGCUCCACCUACUCACACAAGGCCAGGCUCACUGUGAACGUGUUGCCAUCAUUCACCAAAAUGCCCCACGACAUUGCCAUCCGGACUGGCACCAUGGCCCGCCUCGAAUGUGCUGCCACCGGCCACCCGAACCCGCAGAUUGCCUGGCAGAAGGACGGGGGCACAGAUUUCCCCGCUGCCCGUGAGAGACGCAUGCACGUCAUGCCGGACGACGAUGUGUUUUUCAUCACCGAUGUGAAAGUCGAUGACAUGGGGGUUUACAGCUGUACCGCCCAGAACUCUGCCGGCUCCAUUUCCGCGAACGCCACCCUGACCGUCUUAGAAACCCCGUCCUUACUGGCGCCCUUGGAAGACCGCGUGGUGUCCGCGGGAGAAACGGUGGCUCUGCAGUGCAAAGCGACCGGGAGCCCCCCGCCCCGCAUCACCUGGCUCAAGGGGAACCGCCCCCUGAGCCUCACCGAGCGGCACCACUUCACGCCCGGCAACCAGCUGCUCGUCGUGCAGAACGUGGUGGCGGAGGACGCAGGCCGGUACACCUGCGAGAUGUCCAACGCGCUGGGCACUGAGCGAGCGCACAGCCAGCUGAGCGUCGUGCCCGGCCCCGGCUGCCGGCGGGACGGCACCACCGUGGGCAUCUUCACCAUCGCCGUGGUGUGCAGCGUCGUGCUGACGUCCUUGGUCUGGGUGUGCAUCAUCUAUCAGACCCGGAAGAGGAGGGAGGAGUACAGCGUCACCAACACAGAUGAAACCAUCGUGCCACCAGAUGUUCCGAGCUACCUCUCUUCUCAGGGGACCCUUUCUGACCGACAGGAAGCUGUGGUCAGGACCGAGAGUGGCCAUCAGGCCAACGGGCACAUCGAGACCAAUGGUGUCUGUCCGAGAGACGCCAGCCCCUUUCCAGAGGCGGACGCUCACGGCAUCACGUGCAGGCCACCCAAGCCCUGUGUGGGGUAUAAUAAGGAGCCGUGGAAAGGGCUGGAGAGAGCCGACGGGAUACCUGGGCCACAGAAGAUGGAGCACAGCGGCCCAGCUGAGUGCAGUGAUGGCAACACUGAGAUGGACAGUUACUCCGAGGAGCAAGCCUUCUGUCCCCAGCCCGUGUCCAGGGACAGUGCACAGCCAGGCCCACCAAGCAGCCAGGACCCCAGUCAGGGGAACCGAGAACAUUCCCCCCGGCCUCUGCACAGUGGGACUGCAGAUGGUGCUCACACUGACCGCGUGCAGUCCCUCUACCCCAGCAACCAUGACAGAAUGCCGGCAUGCUCGAAGAAAAAGCCGGCCGCCCCUCACGAUGCUAAAGGGGCUGCUUCUUGGACGUUAGCAAGGUUGUGUGAGCCAGACUCCAGAGACCUCCAGCCUUCCUCUGCGGUAACUGCAGGCAACCCUGAGCUCACACCGGCCUCCUCGGGCUUUCCUGACGUCCCCAGUGAGGGCCAGCACUUGCUUCUUUCCAAUGGACACCUCCCCAAAGCAUGUGACUGCCGUCCUGAGUCCACACCACUGACAGGACAGCUCCCCGGGAAACGGAGUGUGCCACUGCUGUUUGCACCGCACGUCUAGCUUUGUCUACCUCAGCUCUUGUUGUGUCAAUCCCUACAGGAAAGAGAGGUAGGAGAGGCAGCUUGCUUCAAGCGUCACUGAUUUGUACAGUUGUAACUUCCAUGUGGAGUACCCGUAGUUUAAAGAACUUGCAGCUGAAGCGCAGAGAUGCAAGAGGCUAUUGUGUACAAAAGGCAGAAAAGUGUUUGAUACCGUUGUAUAUAAGAGUUUUCAGAGAUUUCAUAUAUAUUAUAU
This is a messenger RNA of Rhinolophus ferrumequinum (greater horseshoe bat), 3546 nucleotides long. It is a transcript of the gene LRIG1, whose product is annotated as leucine rich repeats and immunoglobulin like domains 1. Gene Ontology annotation, molecular function: protein binding. The record is from RefSeq and is a predicted model, not a curated record. The transcript is spliced from 19 exons. NCBI's taxonomy places the organism in Eukaryota, Metazoa, Chordata, Mammalia, Chiroptera, Rhinolophidae. Bases 1 to 3312 code for a protein of 1103 amino acids.